AUGGCCCGCUUCCAGGGCCUCGACUCGUCCGACCUGUUCCGCUUCGACACACUCGCCCUGCGCGACGACAUCCUCGUCUCCGACGGCAAGACUGCCUCCAAGGUAGAGUACGAUGAGUACGUCGUCUUCAAGAAGGACAAUGGCAUCCCCUCGGGCGGCGUGAAGACGGGACUCGAGGGCGAAGAGGACAUUAGUUUCCAGUUGCAACACAAGGACGAAGUGCCCGGCCACCACACGCUCAACCUGGCUUUUCGCCACGGCUAUUCGGUCGACCAUAAUACAGAGGCUGACAGCCACAGCAUCUGCUUCCGCCGCAACAAGUCCUUUGACCGCCGCGAAGACGGCAUCACCAUGACCCCAGAAGACCUCGACGCCAUGGACCUGCACCCGGCCACUCUCCAGUACUCCCGCCGCGUCACAAACGAGUCUCGUUUCUGGUCCCUCGACCGCUCCAAACUGAGCCUCAUCCUCUCCUUCUCCAAGAACCCCAGGACCCCCUACGACUUCAUGUCGCUAACCUACGACGUCCGCAGCCGCACCUCCUCCGUCCUGGUGCGGCAGUCCUACCACCCGCGCCAGCACAGCCUCGAGAACCUAGACGAGUACGACCAGCGCCUCGAGGCCUGCCGCGCCCACUGGGCCCACCCCUUCAUCACCCCCGUCGUCCUCCUCCAGGUCCAGUUCAUGCGCACCGAGGAGGCCGUCAUGGAGAACAUCAACCACGUAAAGGCCCUCGAGUGGGAGGUCAGCAGCAUCGCCGGCUUCGAGGCCUUUGAGAUGGAGCGCGAGAGGCGAUCAAAGUUCAUGCGCCGGCUGACCUUUGCCUCCUCCUCCGCCGCCGCGUCGCACAACGAGAAGACGCCGCAGAUUGCCGGGCCCAUGAGCAUGGCGAACCUGAUGAAGAGCGCGCACGACGUGCUCAAGGAGUCGAUUAAGCUGCUCGACACCGUACGCUGGAUGGAGAGGGUGGUGAAGCUGAUGCUGCAGGCCGGCGACGAGCUCGCCGAGCGCAUGUCGACGGGGGAGCUCAAGAUUCGCCUCGACGACUUCCACAUCAGGCAGACCGAUGCCGAUCAGAGAGACGAGCAGGACCAGCAGGUUCAACCCGACGAGCCGCCGACGGGGCCGCCCUCACGGUCAUCGGCGAGCACGCGGCGACGGUCCCUACCGCGGGCUCCUGAUCCGCUGGCCGACCCUCUCGGAAACCACUGGCAUGAGAUCCGGCAGUAUCUCGAGGGAUUGCAACGGAUGUGCAUGGGUCUCGAGACCGACCGCCGCAUGUCAGAGGCCCGAUGCCGCGCUCAAAUCGACAUCAUCUACAGUAAAAUGGCCCAAGAAGACAACGUCCUCAACGCCCGCAUGGCCGUCGCCUCCUCCCGCGACAGCUCCUCAAUGAAAGCCCUAGCCGUCAUCACCGCCGUCUUCCUCCCAGGCGAAUUCCUCGGCACCCUCUUUGGCAUGUCAAUGUUCGACUGGCAAGCCUCGGGCGAAGACGCAGAUAGCACCGACGACGGCGGCGGCGGCGGCGGCGGCGGCGGCGGCACCUCGACGAACCCAAAGGACCCGAUCCCCGUCCUCAGCCACCUCUUCUGGGUCUACUGGGCCACCGUCAUCCCCCUCACCAUCGGCAUCCUCGUCGCCUGGCGCGCGUGGUGGGUCAGCCAGGACCGAUACUUUCGCCGGCACCUGUCGAGGGAGUUGUCCGAGGAGCGGUACUGGACCGCCGACGGGAAGCCGCGGGAGCUGGAGCACUCGUUCUGGUGGGACUUUUUUUACUUGUCCGUCAGGCGGGACGAGCGGCCGGCCCCGUCGGCGAGCGAGCUGUAUAAUAACACGCUGGAGCUUUCGCCGAGCAUGUCGCAGGACAAGGACGACAUGCGGUCUCCGCGCGGGGAUAUGACUGUCCGGAGGGGCCAGAUCUCGUUUCUGAGGUCGCAGAGUAUUCGGCAACGGAACACGGUUGCGGUGUAA
Colletotrichum orchidophilum is the source of this 1971-nucleotide messenger RNA. RefSeq lists its product as uncharacterized. NCBI's taxonomy places the organism in Eukaryota, Fungi, Ascomycota, Sordariomycetes, Glomerellales, Glomerellaceae. The transcript is spliced from 4 exons. The coding region runs from base 1 to 1971 and encodes 656 amino acids. The record is from RefSeq and is a predicted model, not a curated record.